AUGCUUCAAUCAAAGACUAUCCUCGCGAUCUUGCUAGCCUUGAGCUUUCUCUUCACUGAAAUUCAAGGAGAAGGGAAUAAAAUCGUCAUGGGCUAUGCAACAGUCCCCGCAGAUGUGGCUUAUCUCAUGAAUCUACGCGAAAGGCCAUAUGUACCGAGAUCCGAUGAACUCACUCAAUUAGGACCUGGCUUUUAUCUGGUAAACAAACCUGGCAACUGGAAGGGUAAUCAUGAAAGUCACUUUUGUGUUAUCAGAGGGCUGGAGUCUCGGAUACAAGAGACCGAGAAAGUCUAUAUCCCGAGAUCUUAUCACAGAGAGUCUUGGGAAGAUUUUAAUACCCAAAACUUAUGGGGCGAAAAAGACGAAUCAGUCAUUUUAGAGUACAUUAUGACAGAGACAUCGAUAAAAGAGCCCGAGAAAGCGUUUCGCUUCUCGUGGGUUUUGGGUGUCGAUUGGCAGUUGCGUAUGCUUAUUCCAAAGAAUGUGGUAGAUAGGGCUGGUUCGGAUUUCCAGGCCGCAUGCUAUGAAUCAGAAGCUGCAAUGAGGGAAGAUUCAGACGAGGUCGUUGAUUGGAUGUCUUGGGGGAUUACAGGACACCCUGGACUACCGGGCAAUUAG
This is a messenger RNA of Drepanopeziza brunnea f. sp. 'multigermtubi' MB_m1, 618 nucleotides long. RefSeq lists its product as uncharacterized. Lineage: Eukaryota; Fungi; Ascomycota; Leotiomycetes; Helotiales; Drepanopezizaceae. The record is from RefSeq and is a predicted model, not a curated record.